Biomphalaria glabrata is the source of this 2731-nucleotide messenger RNA. RefSeq lists its product as uncharacterized. The record is from RefSeq and is a predicted model, not a curated record. The transcript has 10 exons. The coding region runs from base 431 to 2236 and encodes 601 amino acids. NCBI's taxonomy places the organism in Eukaryota, Metazoa, Mollusca, Gastropoda, Planorbidae.
AUAUGCAUUCCAAAUCCAGCAUUGGUUCAUUAUGGUAUUAAAUUUAUUUAACUUUGUCCGUAACGAUCAGUUACAGUUAAGAUAGGACCUAUAAUGAUCACAAAUGUUUAUGCAUAUCGUGCAUAUAACGCUUUAGAACAAAAGUGAUAAGAGAAACGAUGGGUCACUAUCAGAGAUGCAAGGCUUACAUCUGUCUAUCAAAUCAAUCAGUGUGUUAUUGUUUUUCUCCUAAUAAAAAUGUGUUGUUGUGUUUAUCAAAGAUGUAACAAACUCAUAGCUUGACUUAAAGGAAGUCAUCAAAUUCAAGAUAAAUUGAACAGGUGCAAAUAUUGAUAGUUGUGAGACCAUAACGUACGGUGAGACAAAAGAUUGAUUAGACAUUUAGAGUUAAAUAGAGUUGUAACCAAUAAAGGUGAUACGACGAUAUUCAAUGGCGAAUAUAUUUCUGGUACUUUAUAUGGUUUAUGUAAGUUUACAUUUAACAGGCAGUCAACAAUUUCAAUGCAGCAGACCUGACUAUGACAAGCUUCAACCCACAGAUGUUGGCGUUUGUGUUUACAAUAUGUGUGUACAUUGUAUUUCCAAGACUACAUACCAGGAAAUAAACUACACACUGGCUGUGAAAAUUAAUGAGACUGUUUGGACGCUGGAUAAAGACAAUGCUCUCUAUUUAACUCAAGACAACUUGACUCGCAUCACAUUUCCUUUCAAUGAUAGUCUAGGAUUUAGUCUGUUUGAUGGUCCAGUACAGUUCCAGUUUUCAAUGUCAGCACUAGAGGAAGAUGGGAAUGUGACCAAUGAGACCACUCCUUGGACUGCACCUGAACGUUUCAGUAGUCAACAAUUUCAAUGCAGCAGACCUGACUAUGACAAGCUUCAACCUAAAGAUCUUGGUGUUUGUCUUUACAAUAUGUGUGUACAUUGUAUUUCCAAGACUACAUACCAGGAAAUAAACUACACACUGGCUGUGAAAAUUAAUGAGACUGUUUGGACGCUGGAUAAAGACAAUGCUAUCUAUUCAACUCAAGACAACUUGACUCAGAUCACAUUCCCUUUUAAUGAUAGUCUAGGAUUUAGUCUGUUGGAUGGUCCAGUCCAGUUCCAGUUUUCAAUGUCAGCUCUAGAGGGAGAUGGGAAUGUGACCAAUGAGACCAAUCCUUGCACCACAUCAGAACAAUUCAAGACUCCAGAUUUUAUUUGUGGCAGUCCUGAUUAUGACAGAUCUCAAACUCCCAGAUAUGAAAUGUGCCGCCAGUAUCUGUGCGUUCAAUGUGUUUCCAAUGUCACUUACCAGCUAAUUAACGCUACACUCGGUUUCUUAGUUCAGGAUAAAGUUGGCUAUUCUUACAAGAACUUGACCUUCUUUCGAACUGAAGUCGACCAAACUACAAUUACAUUCCAAUUCAUGGAUGAACUUAUGGAAAUUUUGGCUUAUGGUUACCAAAUUCAAUAUCAGUUUUCUAUGUCAGUCUUAGACAAUGUUGGCAGACGGAGGAAGGAAAUCUCUCCUUUGAGUGAACACAUGAAAUACGACAAACCGACAGAAAUUUACUUUACAAUCAAUGGCAAGAACGACUCUGUGGUGGAGGUAUCAGGCGACAUGCUAUCCUUCCGCUGCACUUCCAACGGAUUCCCUGCGCCUGUACUCUACCUGGACUCAACUCAGUUUAUCAUUGCGAAUCUAUUCGAUAAUAGUCUCAUUUCUCCUGGGAUUCCUGUCAAUAUUUCCAUCCAUGAUCGUCUAGCGUCUGGUUCUUUCACUUGUUAUUAUUCAAGUCAAUUUGAAGACAGAGUGGAGAAACGAAUGUUCGUCUUGAACCACAGCCAGCUCAGAUUAACUUCAAAUAAGGAUGUAGACAAAGAUAUAGACAUACAAAGUGUAGGAAGCCUUCACUUCUUGACAGACUACAGUUCGUCAUUUGACGUGGCAGGCUACCCAGCGCCGAACUCAAUUCUGUUAUCUUCUAACGGUAUUGACAUCACGGAUGGGGUCGACUUGACCUAUACUGUUUACUUUGAAAAAUAUGUUUUUGGUUAUAUUAGCGUUAAUUUCACAGACCACAGUCUUCUAAAGAAAAGCUCAAACUAUAGUUUAACUGUGAACAAUGGACGUGUCGCCAUCUUCACGUUUUCUUGUGCAGAUUGUAAAGAUGUCAUUUCCAAGUCCUGUACAUCCAGAACUAGUCUAGUGUGUAUCACAAGCUUUCUCCUUUUUACACGUCUGUUAUCUUAUUAGAGUGUAUGUGUAUAGUAGCUGAUCUGCCCAGUUAUCGUUGGUUGUAUUCUUGAUUGUAUACCUUAUUGUGAAUGUCAGUAUAAUUAGUUGUCAUGUUUUAGAAUAUUAUUUGGCAUUGUUAAUUGUUUAUCACAAAGUCAGGGAUCAAGUAAUAGAUACUCCCAACAACAUGCAAAAUUUCUUUUACCUAUUUAGAUUUAUGUAUAAUACUACAGAUAAUGUUAUAAACAAAGUAAUUAUAAUAAAUACAUGUAUGUUUUUAAUUAUUUAGAAGACAAACUCGUUCAUCUUUUUGAGCAAAACGAGGCUGUCCCAAUCCUGAUUGGCUGAAUAAACGUAUUCUAAUGCUGUCUACAAAAUGUAUGAACUAUAGCUAUGUUACAAACAAAUAAAAGUAGUGGUUUUAGUUUUAACUUUGAUAUGAAGAAAGAGCUACAGAGAGUUUUAUUUUAAACUGUUUCUAGGAAGAAGGAAUGUUAUCAACUGAAAUUAAAA